CCGUCUCUCUUUCAGAAGUAGGUUAAAGCUGCGUCCUGAACUGAAGAUCAGAAUGAGGAUCGUCCUGUUUGCUCUGUUCUGUGUUUGGUUGUUUCCAGACAGUAACAAUGCUCAGGCCUGUCAGAGUCCAGAACUCAGUCAGGGCUUUCUGGUUCCUCAGCAAGACGUUUAUCAGCACGGCUCUAAAGUUUUCUACAGCUGUGAUUCCGGCCUGAAACCUGCUCUACAGACGUGGUGGGGGGAGUUAAUGUGUGAAAACGGGAAGUGGUCUCACACUGCUCAGUGUAUUGCUGUAAACGACUGUUUUGCACCAGAAGUACCGAACGCAAAACCAGUGCAGCCAUUACAGACCUCCUACUCCAGUAACAGCAGACUGAACUUCUCCUGUAAUAAAGGCUACCAGUUUGAAGAAGUCGAUGUUCACGAGGCGGUCUGUACAGACGGACAGUGGAAGCUGCCGAUGUGUAAACGGAAACUGACUGCAUGUGGUGUGCCUCCCAGUGUUGCUGAUGCAGUCAUCACACAACCAUCCCAGAAUAUGUUUGAUCACACUGAUAGAGUAGAAUACCGGUGUAAAAAUGGACAUGAGAUGGUCGGAGAGAAAUUCAGCUAUUGCAUGUUUGGAGUUUGGACUCCUGCACCUCAGUGUGGAGUUGCUGAAAGGCCAGCAGUUUCUCACGUCAGAGAGUGUGGACCUUACCCCACUAUUGAAAAUGGAGAUUUUAUCGAGGAGGCUGGUGGGAGAACCUUAAAAGCUCUGUGUGCUUCAUAUUACAAACUUGAAGGACCCGAACAAGUAAUGUGUGUAUCAGGACAGUGGUCGGAGCUGCCUGUUUGUAAAGCUCCAUGUUUACUGGAUCAGUCACAGUUACUUCGCAGUCAAAGAUCAUACUUGAUACACGGUGAAGAGGAUGAAUUUUGGUGCAAGUGGGGUGGAUGGGUGAAAGUCAAGUGUGUUGAUGGAAGAGCGCAGUAUGAAGGAUGUGGUUUAAAAUAAUGGUGAUCUGUAUGGAAGGCGUGGCUUAAUCUCCCGUCUACACCUGAAACCUGUAAACCUGCAGAGCGACUGAAUCAAAAUAUCAUCCUGUAUCUGGUCUUUACUCAUUAUAAACUUUUCUUCUUCUUCUUCUUCACAAUAAAGACAUUUCUUAAAUUCA
Messenger RNA from Astyanax mexicanus (Mexican tetra), 1157 nucleotides. Its product is annotated as complement factor H-related protein 1. The transcript has 9 exons. The record is from RefSeq and is a predicted model, not a curated record. Lineage: Eukaryota; Metazoa; Chordata; Actinopteri; Characiformes; Acestrorhamphidae. Bases 53 to 997 code for a protein of 314 amino acids.